CCGGGCCCGCCGCCCGCGCCCCGCAUGGAGCUGUCAGCCAUCGGCGAGCAGGUGUUCGCCGUGGAGAGCAUCCGGAAGAAGCGCGUGCGGAAGGGCAAAGUCGAGUAUCUGGUGAAGUGGAAGGGAUGGCCCCCCAAGUACAGCACGUGGGAGCCAGAGGAGCACAUCCUGGACCCCCGCCUGGUCAUGGCCUAUGAGGAGAAGGAGGAGAAGGACCGAGCGUCGGGGUAUAGGAAGAGAGGCCCGAAACCCAAGCGGCUUCUGCUGCAGCGGCUGUACAGCAUGGACCUGCGGAGCUCCCACCAGGCCAAGGGCGAGGAGAAGCUCUGCUUCUCCCUGACGCGCCCGCUCGGCAGCGGGAGCCCCGAGGGGGUGGUCAAGGCAGGGGCACCCGAGCUGGUGGACAAGGGCCCCUUGGUGCCCACCCUGCCCUUCCCGCUCCGCAAGCCGCGCAAGGCCCACAAGUACCUGCGGCUCUCACGCAAGAAGUUCCCGCCCCGCGGGCCCAACCCGGAGAGUCACAGCCAUCGACGGGAGCUCUUCCUGCAGGAGCCCCAGACCCCGGACACCCUGCCGGCCGCCGGCGAGUGGGAGCCUGCCGAGCAGCCCCCGGGCGAGGAAGCAGAAGCAGACUUGGCCGAGGGGCCCCCUCCCUGGACGCCCGCGCUCCCCCCCAGCGAAGUGACAGUGACCGAUAUCACUGCCAACUCCAUCACCGUCACCUUCCGCGAGGCGCAGGCGGCCGAGGGCUUCUUCCGAGACCGUGGCGGGAAGUUCUGAGUCGCCGUUGUCGCUCCUCAGCUGUGGCUUUCGGGCUUGGGGUGGGGCUUCCGGAGAUGGGGAAGGUAAUUAUUUUAUUUAAAAAAGUUCGGAACAGAAAGGGGCGGAUCCCGGGCGCCCCGACCCUGCCCCUUCUCCAGGAGUCAUGUUUACAGAGAGGCCUGGGCGCGCGGGGAGGCCUGACCCCUGUCAGUCGGGCGUCACCCAGGCAGGAUGGGGACAGGCCUCCUCGGACACCUGCCACCGUUCCUCUCCAGAGAGAGCCCAAGCCUCUCCCGGGGCUGGCCCAGCCCAGCCUUUCUGCUUGCUGUUCCCUUUCCUGGGGGCUGGGGGGGCUUUCUGACCUUCCACUCCAGCUGCUCGGUGGGAUGCGGAGCUGGCUUUGUCCAAGCAUGGCUGGUGCCGAGAGGGGGGGCAGGAGGAAGGGCUGGGGUGCUGGGGCGGCCCCUUCCCGGGCCGGCUGCCCACUGAGCCCUGCCCCUCCGGUGCCCUCCCCGGCGCCCUCUUGAGCGGGGGCACCUGACUGCGGACGUGUGCGGCGGGGCUGGCGAACUUUCUGCUUAGGAGCUCGGACCACGGGAGGGGGAGGCGGGUCACGGCAAACAGGAGCUUGCCAUGGGCACCCCGCCCUCACCCCACCUGCAUGCACACCCCUCCACGCUUCUGCCCGGCUCAGCAGCUGUCAGCGGAGGGGAGGCCGGCCCGGCGCGGUGGCCAGACAGCCCGUGUGGCCCUCGGCCUGCGCGCGGGAGCCGCCUCUCUGACUCAGGGGACUUCAGCCCGGCCCGCUCCUCCUUCUGCCCGCCCUCCAGUUCAGCCCAGCGCCAGCACUCAGGGCCAUCCUCGGCUCCCUGCACCCCCCUUCUGUCCCGGGUCCCUUCCCAGCCCACCCUGAAAGCUGCAGCUGGGGCGCGGGUGGGGCCUCUGCCUGGCCUCCUGCGGGCGGCGGACAGGCCCGCGCUGGAGCGACCGCUGCCCGGAGGGGCUCCUUCCCCAGUCUGCACGCUCAGGCCUGGGGCUGGUGGCUUCCCCCGCGGUGAGAAGCGACCCCUCCCCUCCCCCAGCCCCGGACUGGAGGAAAAGCCAGACUGGGGGGCCCAGGGGGCCAUGGCUCCCCCCUCCCCUUUGUCAGAGUGGGGCACUUAGGGGGAGUUGGAGCCCUGCCUGCCCUCCCAAAGGACCGUCCCCCACUCUGUGCUUGUUCUGAGGAAGGACAGGGCGGGUCUGGCCCCAGACUCCUUUUUUCCUAGUUCCCUAACCAAAGACAGCCUGCACCCCAGUUCUGCGUAGGGCGCCCUGCCGGCGAGAUUCCCCAACCCUUGACUCUGCCCCCUUCCUCUCUCAUCCGUAGUUGUCCAGGGUCAAUUCAGUGCUUCCAGUGGGGGUCAGCCCCUCAUCACCGCCAGCCUGAGGAGUGGAGUCUAGAGUGCGGGGUCAGGGAGAGGAAGGGCAGCCUCGAGCCCCGCCCCCCCCCCC
This is a messenger RNA of Talpa occidentalis (Iberian mole), 2256 nucleotides long. RefSeq names its product chromobox 7 (gene CBX7). NCBI's taxonomy places the organism in Eukaryota, Metazoa, Chordata, Mammalia, Eulipotyphla, Talpidae. The record is from RefSeq and is a predicted model, not a curated record. Gene Ontology annotation, cellular component: PRC1 complex. The transcript has 6 exons. The coding region runs from base 25 to 780 and encodes 251 amino acids. Gene Ontology annotation, biological process: negative regulation of transcription by RNA polymerase II.